Messenger RNA from Tympanuchus pallidicinctus (lesser prairie-chicken), 5224 nucleotides. RefSeq names its product cyclin dependent kinase 18 (gene CDK18). The record is from RefSeq and is a predicted model, not a curated record. Gene Ontology annotation, cellular component: cytoplasm; nucleus. The coding region runs from base 851 to 2272 and encodes 473 amino acids. NCBI's taxonomy places the organism in Eukaryota, Metazoa, Chordata, Aves, Galliformes, Phasianidae. Gene Ontology annotation, molecular function: ATP binding; protein kinase activity. The transcript is spliced from 16 exons. Gene Ontology annotation, biological process: protein phosphorylation.
ACAAAACUCCGCUGACAGACAGCGCGCUCUGUGGAAGGAGGGCGAGGAUGAAUAUAGCAGGGGAUAUAAGAAAUUAAUUAGUUUCAGACAGACGACGUUGGCACCUCCAGUCAGCCUGAUUUAUUUCCACGGCUGCACUAUUUUUGGCAAACUGCAAAUGUUUGCCUCAAUCUAAAGCCAUAAAUAGCCGGGAAUGGAAGGUGAGGCCGCCACUAAAAACAUUGUCCCGCUGGAGUGACGGAGGCUGAAAUUUCCGGGGCAGCCCGAAGAACGGAGGCGGCCCGGGUUGGAGGAAAAGCUGCGGUGCUCGGAGCUCCCUGCAUCCCGGCACCGUUGGCUCCGGGCCGCUGCAUCCCGGAGAGCUGCGGGGAGAGCGGGGCUGCCCGACCCGGGGCUGCGGCGGGGAGGAGCCUGAGCGGAACGGAGCGGAACGGAACGGAGCGGGGCGAGCGGCCGGUACCGCACCGUGUAAUGCGGGAGCAGCGCUCCGCUUCCAGCAGCGGCACCGACAACGGCACCGCACCGGGUCCAGCAGAGGCAACGCUCCGCUUUUAGCUCGGGCAUCGAUACACCGUUCUGGUUCCGGCACUAGAACCGACGCCAAAACCGCUCCUGUUCCCGCAGCUCCGGCACCGCUUCGUUUUCAGCACCAGAACCGAUACCGACACCGCACCGGCACCGCUUCCAACACCGCCGCCGCUACCGUUCCGCUUCCAGCACCUCCCCGCCCCGCACCCAUUCCCGACCCCGGUUCGGCCCCGCAGCGCCGUCCCCGCCCGUCCCCGCACCCCAGCGAGGAAGGAGGAAGGAGGGGAGCAGCGCUGCGCCCGCGGUGCGGUCAGGAGGUAAAAUGAACAAGAUGAAAAACUUCAAGCGGAGGUUCUCACUCUCAGUCCCUCGGACGGAGACCAUCGAGGAGUCGCUGACGGAGUUCACAGAGCAGUUCAACCAGCUCAACAACCAGAGGAAUGAGGACCUGGCCCAAGGGCACUUGCAGCUGGGACACCUGGGCAGGGACAUCGGAGCAGACCCCACGGCCAUCUCCUCACCCGACACAGAGGGUCCAUCCCCCAUGGCCGUGCGUUACCGCAGCAGCACCCAGCGCCGCUUCUCCACAGAGGAUGUCAGCAAACGCCUCUCCCUGCCCAUGGACAUCCGGCUGCCCCCCGAGUUCCUGCAGAAGCUGCAGAUGGAGAGCCCAGAGUUCCCCAAGCCGCUCAGCAGGAUGUCACGGCGGGCAUCCCUUUCGGAUAUCGGGUUUGGGAAGCUGGAGACCUAUGUUAAGCUGGACAAAUUGGGAGAGGGCACUUAUGCCACUGUCUUCAAGGGACGCAGCAAGCUGACAGAAAACCUGGUGGCACUGAAGGAGAUCCGCCUGGAGCACGAGGAAGGGGCUCCAUGCACCGCUAUCCGGGAAGUGUCACUGCUGAAGAACCUCAAGCACGCCAACAUCGUGACCCUGCAUGACAUCAUCCACACGGAGCGCUCCCUCACGCUGGUCUUCGAGUACCUGGAAAACGACCUCAAGCAGUACCUGGAUAACUGUGGGAACCUGAUGAGCGUGCACAAUGUGAAGAUCUUCAUGUUCCAGCUGCUGCGUGGCCUGUCCUACUGUCACGGGAGGAAGAUCCUACACCGAGACCUCAAACCUCAGAACCUGCUCAUCAACGAGAGAGGGGAGCUUAAACUGGCCGACUUUGGCCUCGCCAGAGCCAAGUCGGUGCCUACCAAAACGUAUUCCAACGAGGUGGUCACUCUGUGGUACCGACCCCCCGACGUCCUGCUGGGAUCUACCGAGUAUUCCACCCCCAUCGACAUGUGGGGCGUGGGAUGCAUCCACUACGAGAUGGUCACCGGACGGCCCAUGUUCCCCGGCUCUACGGUGAAGGAGGAGUUGCAUCUCAUCUUCCGGCUGUUGGGAACGCCGACAGAAGAUACCUGGCCGGGGAUAACGUCCAACGAGGAGUUCAGGGCGUACAACUUCACGCAGUACCGAGCGCAGCCGUUAAUCAAUCACGCCCCGAGGUUGGACUCGGAUGGCAUUGACUUGCUGAUGAACCUCCUCCUGUAUGAAGCCAAGAGCCGGAUUUCAGCAGAGGUGGCCCUGCGGCAUCCCUACUUCAAAAGCCUGGGGGAGCGGGUGCACGUCCUGCCUGACAAUGUCUCCAUCUUCUCUCUGAAGGAGAUCCAACUUCAGAAGGACCCUGGCUACCGAGGCUCAGCGUUUCAGCAGUCAGCCCGAGGGAAGAACAGGAGGCAGAGUAUAUUUUAAACCCGGACCUCAUGUUCCCUUUGUCACCAUGGAGAUCAGUGCACUGAGAAAGGAGACAGCGGUGCGCUCCUACCCGCCCCACCGCGUCGCUCAGCCCAGCAGGACGGAGCUGAUGGCUCUCCCCACAUCCCCCAGCAGCUGGUGGCAAUGGACCUGUGGCCUUUUUCCCCUCUCGUUCUCAUGUUGUUCCUAUCAGCUGCCACCCCUUGUGCAGCUGCUGCACAACCCUCCUAGGAGCGGGGUCCUGCCCUGCGCUGGGGGAGCUGCUCGCUGCCUGUGGGGUUGAGCUGGGUGCAGGGAGGCUGUGAGAGCACAGGUUGGGGUCUGUGAAGCAGGAGCUGUGGCUGCAUUGCAUUCAGCCCAGGCAGGCAACAUCCCACUGCUCAGACAGCCUGCGUGCAGCCCCAUCCCACUGAGAGCUGGGCAUCCCCCAGCCUGGCACCAGAGGACUGCUGCUGGAGCACCAGCCCUGGGGCAACCCUCCCUGCUGUGCCAUUGCUUCUGCCUCUGUAACACCUUCAUCUCUGCCCAUUGUUGGUACCUGAAUCCUGAUGAGGGCGGAGCGACCUCACUCACCAUCCCCUCUUCUUGCCACCGUUGUGUUCCCCAGUUCUGAUGCCAUCACAAGACGUGGGAUGUGAUUCCCAGAGUGAUUCCCGGCUGUUCACAGGAGCCUGCAGCUGAACAGAGCCCUGCAGCAUCACUGCACCCCAAUGCUUCGCACUCACCGCAGUGCAUUCCCCACCUGGAGGACGAGGGAGAGGUGCCAAACCUCCCCAGCUCAGCUGCAGGGACCAGAAAUAGAGCCACAGAACAGCAAACCAGCCCUCCCCACGUGUAGCCAACAUCACACCAAGCAGCCCUGGCUCAGACCCACGCCGCAGGACCGAGGGGCACACUGUGCUGCCAAGGGCUGCUCCUGAGGCAUUUUAACUGGACCUUGCCAAAGCACUCGAUGGAGGAUGUGCCGAUGUCCCAACCUGCCAGCAUCCCAGGACAAGCAGUGCUCAGGGGACACUAACUGUGCCCACACCGCUGUUUCUCCGUGGAGAGGAAUUGGAACUCUGUUUUCCCCCUGCAAAUGCAAAGCUGGAGGAGAAAAGGAGGAGAGCCCAGGGUUCUCCAGCGCUCAGUGCACCGCACUCUGCGCUCCUCCUGUCAGCCCAAAGCUGUUAACUUGGGUUUGUCCUAGACAAGCAUCCAGACGUCUGCAUUGUUUGAGGUUUGCCCAUCCCUGCUCGGUUCCUUUCUCAGUAUGUCCAGCAUACAGCAGGCUGAAUAGUUCAUUAAUUGUUUCCAUUUGAUAGGGAAGAGCACGAAGAGCCAUCAGCCACCAGUGACGCUCUGAUGUGAGGGUUGGGCUGCGCCUGGUUCCCUGCACCCUGCUUGGGCUGCACAGGGCUUUUCAGCAGUGGGGUUUACAAAAGGAAGCGCUGAGCUCACGUUGUCACCUUUCCUUUCAUUAAGGUGUUUACAUUGGGAUUUUUCUGGGCACGAUAGGGAUCUGUGGUGCUUCCCAAGGCACCGAGGGCACGGAUCUGGGCAAGUCCUGCUCUUGGGAAGCCACGACAGGACGUGCAUAACCUGUUCUGGCUUUACCAGCCCCGUGCCCUGAGGCUGUCAUGGGCACAAAGCGUGCCAGGGCACAGGAAGCUUUGCUGAUCCUUCAAUGGGAGGGCAAGGCAGAGCUGUGGGACACGGGGCUCUGCUCACUGCUGCUUGGCAGAACCCUUGGGAACCAAUGUCCCCAUUGGGAACCAGUGUCCCCAUGAGGCAGACAUCUCCAGGGUGCAGCAAGGUGACCCACGGAACAGUGAGCACGCAGACAGCUCUGCUUUAUCUGCAAUCAGAUAAGGAAGACAAAGAGUCUGCUGGCUGCUGUUUGCUCUUUCACAGCCUUUGCCUUUCCUUCUCCAAGACAGGAGAUCUUUGUGUGGAGGCACUAUUAUUUAUUUGCCCCGUGCAUGACCAGCAGGCUGCGUUUCAGAUAACCCCUUUUGUUCUGCUGCUUUUCAUGGGUAUUGGAUUCCUAUUCAGGAGGGUGAUAAAGUGCAUAAAUAUUUGGUGCCCCGUUGAGCAAGCUGUGAUGUGUGCACUGCUGCUGUGCGUCCCGAUGCCGAGAGAGGGAGGUCAGCAAAGUCCCCCCCUGCACAGGGUCAGCAUCCCAUGAGGGUAUGGGGUCUGUAUGGGUUUAGGUCAGCAUCCCACCACGUUGCAGGCUCCAUAUGGGUCCAGAUCAGCAUCCCACAGGAGUACGAGAUCCAUAUGGGUUCCUGAGGACUGCAACCCCCCAGUGCUGGGGAUGGAGACACGCAGUGAGCUCCCAGCUCUGCCCAGUGCUGGAGCACCAGCUGCUCAAAGCAGCGCUGAUGAAAACACUGCAAAUGUCUGUGGCUUUCUGGAAUUUAUUUUCUUUUCCAUUUUGUGGCACCCAGCGUGGUUUGGGAGCUGUUGUUUUGUCUUCCAGGCAUUAUUUUCUUGCAUUUUUUUUUUUUAUUUUUUCCUACCAGUUCUGCCUGCACACUGGGGAAAGGCUGCAUUGCUUUGUGCACUCAGCAGCUCCGGUCUGCGCGCCGCUCCUGCUGUGGUUUUGUGUUUCCAUCAGUCAGAAUUGAAGGCAGCACCCCUCACUGCAGUACAGGUGGGAUGCAUCACAGGAACAGCUUCAGCCCCGUGUCCUGCAGCAGGAAAAACGUGUCCCAGAGUGCUCAGGUUCCCACUGUGAGCAUCCCCUGGUGUGCGCCGUGCGCAGGAUCCCGAUGGCCGUUGGAUGAAUGGAAGAUGUGUUUUAAAAGGAGUGUUUUUAAAAGGUUUAUUCAAAAACAAAAGCAAUUUGUUUGUUUGUUUUAUAUGUAUAUAUAUAGAAAGAGAGGAAGAAGUUUUUUUUUUUUUUCUGGAAUAAAUGGAAAGGUGCAAAGCAAAAAGGAAUAAAAGGCUGCGCCCAUCGAUCAA